Molecule: messenger RNA, 1670 nt
Organism: Scheffersomyces amazonensis
Lineage: Eukaryota; Fungi; Ascomycota; Pichiomycetes; Serinales; Debaryomycetaceae
Exons: 1
Coding region: 296-1417 (373 amino acids)
Molecular function (GO): oxidoreductase activity, acting on the CH-OH group of donors, NAD or NADP as acceptor
Source: RefSeq, a predicted model, not a curated record
UUUAGGUUUGUGUCACUAUUUACAACGGAAAAAAAUCAAGUCAACCUAGCUCCGAAACAUAAACAUUGUAUCCCUGCACGACAUUUUACAAGCAUAUAGACAAAAAUUAAUCAGUGGGGAUUGCAAACUACUUGAUAGUUUUCUUUAUGUCCAAGUCUACUGCUCACCUAUACGGCAAACUUAUAUUACAAAUAAUUACAAGUCAUUGACAUAUUAUUGCAAAUAUUCUUUUGAGUACUAUAAGAGACACUCGAUAUUUCUAGAAUUACCUGUUUUUGUAUUCCUCUUUAUAAGAAUGGCUGUGAAAAAUUUGGUAUUAGUUACUGGUGGAACCGGCUAUGUUGCGACCUUCACCUUGUAUCAGUUAUUACAACGAGGAUAUAAUGUCCGUACUUCAGUCAGAAAUAUUGGCAGAUCUGAAGAAUUGAACAAGGACUUACUUGGAUUAAAUUCUUAUGAACAUGUCAAAGGUUAUGGUGAUGAAAAUAAGACUUUUGAAAAACUCACCUCUGAAAUGUUGAAUAAAAAAUUAACAUACUUUGCAGCAGAUUUGAAUAAAUCUGCUGGAUGGAAAGAAGCUAUCGAAGGUGUAGAAUAUAUUUUGCAUAUUGCCUCUCCCAUUAGUACAGGACCAAGUACCGAUGAAGAAAUGGUCACUCCAGCAGUCGAAGGUACCAAGAGAAUUCUAGAUUUAGCCUUAGAAUACAACGUCAAAAGAGUUGUCGUUUUAUCUUCUUGUGCUGCUGUUACUUAUAAUGAAUUACCAUCCGGUUCUUUGUUGGAUGAAUCAGUAUUUUCUUCAGAAAAAGUGCUUCCAAACUCCUAUAGUAGAUCGAAACUCUACCAAGAGAAGGCUGUCUGGGAAUGGAUCAAAUCGGAUAAAAAUACUAAAUCAUCCAAACCGGUAGAGGUAACCGUAUUGGCACCUCCUGGAAUUUAUGGACCAAACGUACCUGGGAAGCUUUCUCAAUCUGCCACUGCUGUUGUCAAAAAUUUAAUUGAUGGGAAAAUGAAAAUUGGAGCUCCCAAGCUUUACUUUGGUGCUGUGGACGUAAGAGACGUUGCUUAUUUAUCAUACAGAGGAAUGUCUGAACCGAUUGCUAAAAAUCAAAGAUAUAUUAUAGAUGCUACUGAUAAGCCAGAUUUAUCAAUCCUUCAAUUUGCUGAAAUGAUCCGUUCAUAUUAUUCAAUCCCAGAGAAUAACAAAGAUGGGAAAGUGGAUAUUACAAAGCUACCAACAAGAGAAUUACCAUCGUGGUUUGUUCGUGUAGUGUCUUAUAUUAUUACACCCUUAAGUGCCAUUGUACCAUAUUUAGAUAUUACCAAACAUACCACAAAUGCCAAGGCAGUUAAAGCAUUUAAUUGGAAACCAAUUACAAUCCAAGAAUGUGUGGUUGCAACAAUAGAUACGAUGUAAUUACUUCUUCUUAUUAUUUUUGAGUAAGUAUGUAUCAGGCUUGAUUUAUAGCAGUCUGUUUUCUACCUCUCAUUGUUAUUAAAUUUUUAAAUAAAUAGCAGAUACAAUAAAACGACAUAUAUUCGGUAUAAUUCACUUGAACAAUUAUCUUAUAAAACAUGUAAGUCAUAAUUGUAGUAUUUUUCGAGCCAGUUGCACUCUGCGAUCAUAUUAAUAAGAAGAGUCUUGCAAAUGUUCAUACAUUAGAGAGGCU